AUGGAUGAUGGGUGGUUAGCUGGUGUUUCUUAUUGUAAGAAUUUGAAGACUUUAAGGUUGGUGUCUUGUAAGGUUAUUGAUGGUAAUCCUGGAUUGGAGGAACAUUUGGGGUUUUGUAUUGCACUUGAAAGGGCUGCUAGGGAUGUUGUUCUUCAGGAUUGUUGGGGGUUGGAUGACUGCAUUUUCAGUUUGGCUGUUGUGUGCAGGCGGGUAAAAUUGUUCGACUUAGAAGGACGCUCAUUGCUUACAACCGACAGUUUAGAAUCUGUAAUCGAAUCCUGGAAGGAACUUGAGUGCCUUAGAGUUGUCUCUUGUAAAAAUAUAAAGGAUAGUGAUAUCUCUCCUGCGCUUGCAACGUUAUUUACCACUCAAGGAAUUGAAAUGGAGGCCAGAUACAAAACAUCUUCUGCCAUCAAGUCUUGCGGAGGUAAACAUGGGAAAAAAAGGCAAGAAGUUUUUCAAGUAGACAUGAUGCUUGAACUUGCUAUAUACUGUCAGAAUCUAGAAACAGAUACUCACUUGACACAGUGA
Cicer arietinum (chickpea) is the source of this 531-nucleotide messenger RNA. Its product is annotated as F-box protein At5g07670-like. Lineage: Eukaryota; Viridiplantae; Streptophyta; Magnoliopsida; Fabales; Fabaceae. The record is from RefSeq and is a predicted model, not a curated record.